AUGACCCCCGACGCGGCCUUUGUGCUGGAGAUGGCCGCCGUGGUCUGCUUGGUGCUGCUCAUCGUCGCCAUCGUCGCCGCCGCCGCGGGCGCCUGCGAGCCUGUCGCCGCCGCCGCCGCGGUGCACGACGUCGAGCAGGCGCUCGGGCCCGCCACGCUCAUGACGUACGACCAGGCGAGGACGAAGGCGGCCGGCAACGGCGUCAACGGCAAGAAAGGGAGAGCGCCGGCGGCGGAGGAGGAGGCGCCGUCGUGCGCCAUCUGCCUGUCGGAGUACGCCAAGGGCGACGAGCUGGUGCGGGUGCUGCCGGCGUGCGGCCACUUCUUCCACGCCGACUGCCGCAUCGACUGGUGGCUCCGGCAGCGCGGCACGUGCCCGAUCUGCCGCGGUGGUCUGCGGCCGCUGCCGCUGCCCCUGCCCCUGCCAACGAGUCCGGGGUGUCCGCCCAUGCCGCCGCGAGUGACCGGCGCCGCCAUGGUCCGCGGUAGGGGUUGA
Messenger RNA from Miscanthus lutarioriparius, 495 nucleotides. NCBI's taxonomy places the organism in Eukaryota, Viridiplantae, Streptophyta, Magnoliopsida, Poales, Poaceae. The record is from the annotation of a GenBank genome assembly.